GCAUGACAUUUUGACAGAACACCAACACCACAUCUCCCACACUCACAGCUUCACGAGCCCUCCACAAAGCUCCUGCGACCACAAAUAUGGCUAUCAUUUCAGCAAACUCGAUGAUUCGCAGCGUAGCGCUAUUCCACCUAACGCUGGCUGCGCUUCUGAUCAAGAACCCAAAGCUCAUCGCGAACCAGAGUGUCAUCAUGAUCUUGGGCGGAUCAAUGCAACUCCCUACACCGCGAGACUUUGCUACGCCGUCAGCAGCCAUAGCCUUCAUCGCCGUUCUGUUCGCUUUCAUCGGCAUCAACGACCUUACCGCAGCCUCGCUUCCUGAAGAAGUCUUCGACGAAUACUGGGGUGCCCAGACACCCAUUCGACUCGUCUUUCUGUUCGCACUCACCGGUUACACAUUCUUGUUCAAAGAGGGUGGCAUGUUUGGCGGAGCCAGGGGCAUUGCGUACUCGAACAGCCCUGGCAGCUAUCUCAAGAACAGCGUGGUGUUUAGUUGGGGUUUCAUCGAACUGUCGAUGUGGUUCUGGAUCUACGUCACUCUGCGUGAGGAGCGACGGGAGCGUGCGAGGAAGAUAAUCGAGAAGCGUAAGGCGGAAGCUGACAGGAUGUGAGCUGGCAUGGAAGAUAAGCUAUUGGAUCAAUACACAGGCUCCUUGUCGGGUUAGCUCUUCUAACAGAGCAGCUUCGCGACCGUUCAGAGGAAGGCCAUGCCUGCCAUGCCUGCCCAUAGAGCUGCGCCAAGGACCGCAUCGCUUCGCCAAUAUGAUGGAAGUAAGACAACGAGGCCUGCUUCGAGGGGACAUAGUCUACGCUGGAAGCAUGACCAUGGUGCAGGUGCCACGGUUAAUAAUUGGGAACAGAACAAAAGCCAGGUAAUACAGAAUUGAGUGGUAGCGUAAGCCGCCGAACGACAAGAGACGAUAUGUACUCAGAUACAAGAAGGCGGCCACCCA
Molecule: messenger RNA, 959 nt
Organism: Macroventuria anomochaeta
Lineage: Eukaryota; Fungi; Ascomycota; Dothideomycetes; Pleosporales; Didymellaceae
Exons: 2
Coding region: 87-617 (176 amino acids)
Source: RefSeq, a predicted model, not a curated record